AAAAUGACAAAAUCUUCAUAUAUUUUCUAGAUAUUCAUGGUGUACUUCAUUGCUGGAAUCAAGAAGCUUGAUGCAGACUGGGUGGAGGGAUACUCCAUGCACUACCUUGCUCACCACUGGCUUUUUGACCCAUUCAAGCUGAUACUCCCAGUUGAACUGGUCAGUUUGCUGGUGGUUCAUGGAGGUGGUUUGGUUCUGGACCUCACAGCCGGCUACCUGCUAUUUUUUGACGUCACACGCCCCUAUGCAAUCAUCUCUGUCUCCUAUUUUCACUGCAUGAACUCCCAGCUCUUUAGCAUUGGUAUGUUUGCCUACACCAUGUUGGCCACUAGCCCCCUAUUCUGCUACCCUGACUGGCCACGGCGCUUCUUUGGCCACUUCCCCGAGUUCUUACGGCCGAUACUACCCAUCACAUCACCACCAUCACAGACCAGCUCCUCAUGCGUUUACCCCAAACUACCGACCGGGUCUGCAGUCCCACAGGAGGCCGCCUCCAGCCCGAAGCCCUCCAGCCCCAGACUGAAGCACAAGCUCAGAGCAAUCUUUACCAUCAUUUAUAUCAUAGAGCAGCUUUUCCUACCCUACUCUCACUUCAUCACACAGGGUUACAACAACUGGACCAAUGGACUUUAUGGAUACUCAUGGGACAUGAUGGUUCAUUCACGAUCCCACCAGCAUGUUAAGAUCACUUAUCGUGAUGGAAUCACAGGGCAGGUUGGAUACCUCAACCCAGGGGUGUUCACACAGAGCAAACGCUGGAAGGACCAUGGGGACAUGCUGAAGCAGUACGCCACCUGCCUCUACCACCAACUCCCACACUACAACAUCUCCGAACCGGAGAUAUACUUUGACAUCUGGGUGUCCAUCAAUGAGCGCUUCCAGCAGAGGAUUUUUGAUCCUCGUGUUGAUAUAGUGAAAGCUGACUGGUCACCAUUUAAGCCAAAUCCCUGGCUCAUGCCCCUGCUGGUGAACCUCUCGCCUUGGAGGACUAAGUUUCAGGACAUUGAGGACACCCUUGAUAAUCAGACAGAGAUUGUCUUCAUCGCUGACUUCCCAGGCUUGCAUCUGGAGAACUUUGUGAGUGAAGAUCUGGGCAACACCUCUGUGCAGGUGCUGCAGGGUCAGCUGAAUGUGGAGAUCCUGGAUGAAAAGAAAAACUACACUUUGCAGCAAGGCGAACAGAUGAAGCUUCCAGCUGGAGCCUACCAUAAGGUGUACACUGUGUCAGAGGGGCCGUCCUGCUACAUGUACAUCUACGUCAACACCACAGAGGCGGCUCUCCAGCAGAACUUCACCAAGCUGUCUGAGCUGCAGGAGCGCAUUCGCAAUGGAACUGAGACGGAGCCUCUGGCACCAGAGCUUCAGCCCCUCAUGAUUGAUAAUGAGGAUGGCCUAGCAGAGGUCAACGCCACAGACCCCGUCGUUCAGUUGUUCCUGAAGCGCCAGCGCCGCAUGAAGGAAGUAAAGAAACGACGCGAGGCCUCCUUCAUCGAGAGGAUGCAGCGAUUCUCUGUGAAAAAAUACUACAUGCUGCGACGUGGGUUCCUGAUGACUGCGAUUGCCUUGCGUAAUCUGGCCUUUGGGCUUCCCCCUAUGGAGCAGCUCCAGAGAGAAGUGGCUUUUGCCAACAUGAAAGAGCCCGAGGCCCAGGCUACCCACGAAGACAAUUUAAACGCUGAAGUGGGCCAUGAUGAACUCUGAGCCUUUGGUCCAAGCAGAACGCUGUUACUGACAAGUGUUAUCAUGGGAUUGAGCUAUUUGGAACAUUCCUAGGUUUUGAUGGAGUUUGUUAUUUUUUUUAUGGAUGAGUCUUGUUAUAAUGUGAUGCAUAAGGAUUUUUGCAAAUGUUUUAUUUUUAGAUGGAACUGAAGGUUGAAGUUUUAGAUUGUUUUCGCAACAUGAUACUCUGCAACCAUAAAAGAACAUGAACUGGAGAGUGUGUAAGUGUUCUUGACACCUUUUUCCAUGGACUAUUGCUGCUGAUUUCUGAUUUGUGCAAAAGAUAAUUAUAAUAAUGCAAGAUAAGAAAGGUGUAAGACUUUCAGCCUAUGUUUGGGCAGUAAGAGGAAAAGGUCAACAUUUGUGGGCUAGACCAUGCUUAGCAAGGAAGAGACAUUACAAGAAGAAAUGCUGGCUUGGACACCAUACUGUCAUCUAGAACUAUCUCAUACUGGCAGUUCUGUAAACACGGGCAUUCCACAAGGUCCCUGAACUCCUAGUCAAGUUAUGGUCAGGCAGAAUAAAUACUGGUUGAGUGAUAGGCUUGGCGUAGACUGGAGCAAACUUGAUCAACGGUGAAUGUCAUGUCACUCCCUGCAGUAGGGGGCCCAACUUGCCUUAGCUAGAUUUGUUUUGAAAGGAUUUGAAAUUAUGUUUUUUUUUGGACCCAUGUUUGCCUUUUCAUUGUCAGGACAACGCAUUAAUGUGACAUAUUAACAAAGAUAUUGGAGGGGAUGAUUUAUUGCACAAACUAAAUCAAAGGAACAAACACAAA
This is a messenger RNA of Clupea harengus (Atlantic herring), 2494 nucleotides long. RefSeq names its product gamma-glutamyl carboxylase (gene ggcx). Lineage: Eukaryota; Metazoa; Chordata; Actinopteri; Clupeiformes; Clupeidae. Gene Ontology annotation, molecular function: vitamin binding; gamma-glutamyl carboxylase activity. Gene Ontology annotation, biological process: peptidyl-glutamic acid carboxylation. The coding region runs from base 37 to 1701 and encodes 554 amino acids. The record is from RefSeq and is a predicted model, not a curated record. The transcript has 10 exons.